Molecule: messenger RNA, 2091 nt
Organism: Pangasianodon hypophthalmus (striped catfish)
Lineage: Eukaryota; Metazoa; Chordata; Actinopteri; Siluriformes; Pangasiidae
Gene: yipf1
Product: Yip1 domain family, member 1
Biological process (GO): vesicle-mediated transport
Cellular component (GO): Golgi apparatus; membrane
Molecular function (GO): small GTPase binding
Source: RefSeq, a predicted model, not a curated record
CGUUAAAUGUAAACAAUGUACUCGAUGCUAAUCGCUAGCAUAGCAGAAAAUCUUUAGCAAAACAUUCUACAUUAACGAAACACUUAUCCAUUCUAGCAAAUAAAGAUUUCAUCACAAUAAAACAGCUACAUUUGGUUAUAUUAGCAGAAUAACAUAGCAGCACGGUACUGGCUCGCGACUCUCCGGCACGCGCUAGCUAGAGUUUUCAACAGGUGGCUUAUGGGAAAUGUAGUUUUUUUCUUCACACAGCGAUAAACAUAAUACAGCGAAUAUGGUUAAAAGAAUUUAAUUAAAAAAAUACAUAUCGCAAAUAAAGUGUACAGUACAUAAAGACUACUAUAGUUUAUAACCAUAAAUCAGCGUCCAUCUAUAAAAUUUUGUUCACUUCUUUAAAGAAUUUACUUCCGGUAUCCGUGUGACGUAAUCUGAUUGCGGAAGUAAGUUCCGGCUCUGUUGAUAUGCGCGUAAGUUUUUGUUUGAAGCAGGACUUCUACAAACGAUUUAAACAUUACAGCUGGAGAUUAAACAAAGGCUUUAGACACUGAAGAUGGCCAAUACAGACUUUCAUCUGCAGUUUCAAGACUUUGACGAUGAUGUGGGUGUGACGGAGGGGAGCGGUGGAGCCACGGUGGUCAGUAUGGAUGGCGAGCGCUUCGGUAAAUCUCCCACACAGCGGCGAGUGGCGGGAGGCGAGGACGAGCUGCUGGACGGUGACGAUCAGACCGAGCUUCUCCGCAGUGAAAGGAAAAGUGCUGCUUUCUGGACUCUGGAGUUUUAUCAGACAUUUUUCAACGUGGACACUUAUCAGGUGAUGGACAGAAUCAUCAGCUCUGUGCUGCCGUGGCGCGGAAAAAACUUUGUUCGCCUUCACAUCAGGAACAACCCCGACCUCUAUGGUCCUUUUUGGAUCUGCGCCACGCUGGUCUUCGCCAUCGGCGUGAGCGGGAACAUGUCCAGUUUCCUCGUCCACCACGGACAGCCGCGCUACAAAUACGUCCCCGAGUUCAGGAAAGUAACGAUGGCCGCUACAGCGAUCUACAGCUACGCCUGGCUCGUUCCUCUCGCACUGUGGUGCUUUUUGACGUGGAGAAGCAGGAAGAUCUCCAGCACGCUGUCCUACUCCUUCCUGGAGAUCGUGUGUGUUUACGGCUACUCGCUCUCCAUCUACAUCCCUGCUGUGGUGCUGUGGGUGGUACCGAGUGAGGUUCUCCGGUGGAGCUCCAUCGUGGUGGCUCUGUGUUUGUCCGGCUCGGUUCUGGUGCUGACGUUCUGGCCGGUGAUGAGAGACGACAGGCCGCGGGUCGUCCUCGCCGUUCUCUCUUCUGUCGUCGCGCUGCACGUUUUACUCGCCAUCGGCUGUAAGGCGUAUUUUUUCAGCACUUAUGAAACCGAGACAGUUGAAAAACUGACUGCAGAAACGAACGCGGUCCAAAACUUAACAAGCUCAAAGACACACUGAUGUCCUACAGCGAAGUUGCAGGUUCUCUUGUUGCAUCGUUCUCCAGAAUCGGGUUUCACACAGACGAGGUCGUAGGUCAUCAGAACGACACGAGAUCACGAGUGUGUGUGUGUGUGUGUGUGUGUGUGUGUGUGUUCUGACUUAAAGUUACUGAUGUACACUUGAAGGGGUUAUUUCUUUUUUUUUUUUAUACAUAGAAUGUCCAGUACGUCACUACUCUGACUUUAAAUGAACCCUGUGGUGUUUAGAGAUUUGGGUGAGAGAUUAUAUAAAGAGUAAAAUAUGAAUGUUUAUGUUAAAAUUAAACUCUGUCUUCCAAAAGAGAUUACUGCUGUGUUUUAGCCAUUUUGAGACUUCUUAAUAAUAAUAAUAAUAAAAAUAAUAAUAAUAAUAAUAAUAAUACUGUAUAUAGCAUGUUGCUCAGUCUGAAUGACAAACUUCUUACUAUAUUUUUAAUAUUUUAUGACAUUCUCAUCUCAUUACACUCUACCUUUCGGGACUCUUUAACGUUUAGAAAUGUUAGCGCUAACAAUACUGUAUGUGCCUUCUUUAAAUAUUACUGUUUCACUGUAAACAUUGAAGUGUUUUACAGAUAUGGUCUUUCUUUGUAAUAAACACUUUUCAUGUUAAAA